CAGCCUCAAUACCAACAGAAUGUGCAAGCUCAAUAUGAACAUAUGGAAUACACUCCGUCUUAUGACGGCCAAAUAAGUUAUUCAAGUGCUAGCUACCAACUUCCAACACAGCACACUCAAAGUUCAUUGUCCGCCCAGAUACAACCAUCAUAUAACUAUGAACCUCAACAACUUCCUCGUAUCAAUCAACUUUCUCAACAGCUUCUAUAUCCCCAACAAUUUUCCCAACAACAACUUCAACAAAUGUCUCAUCAACAACCAUUAUCGCAACAAUCUCUACCGCAACCAAUAUUGCAACCGUCACCUUCAAAACAAAUAUUGCAACAACCUUUAUCACAAUCGUUAUCGCAACAAUCUCUAUCGCAACCAUUAACUCAACUACCUUUGCCGCAAUCAUUAUCGCAACAACCUCUAUCACGACCAUUAUCGCAACAACUUCUACCACAGCCAUUAUUACAACAAUCGUUAUCGCAAUCAUUCUCGCAACAAUCUCUAUCGCAAUCAUUAUCGCAACCACCUUUACUGCAACCAUUAUCGCAACAACCUCUAUCUCAAUCAUUAUCUCAACAACCUCUAUCUCAAUCAUUAUCUCAACAACCUCUAUCGCAAUCAUUGUCUCAACAACCUCUAUCGCAAUCAUUAUCUCAACAAUCGCAAUCACUAUCACAACCUCCUUUACAACAAUCAUUACCACAAAGAUCCCUACCGCAAUCAUUAUCGCAAAAACCUCCACCGCAAUCAUUAUCACAAAAAACUCUACCGCAAUCGUUAUCGCAAAAACCUCUAUCGCAACAAUCCCCAUUACAACCUUUACUACAUCAGUCUCUAUCGCAAUCGUCAUUAUCACAACAACAGUCGUUACAACAAUUGCCAUCACAACUUCUACCGCAACAACCUCUAUCACAUCAGUCUCUAUCACAUCAAUCAUUAUCAAAACAACAAGCUUCACAGCAACUGCCAUCACAAUCUUUACUACAUCAGCCUCCAUCGCAACAACUGCCAUCACAAAAACCAUCAUCGCAGCAACAAUUGUCACAACAGCCUUUACAAAAACAACCAUUAUUGCAACAAGAAUUAUCACAGCAACCAUUAUCACGGCAAUCUCCACAAAAACAGCCACCACCCUCAGAACUGAUAUCAUCACAGCAACAUUUGUUACAACCAACGAUUUCGACGCCGACUCCUCCCGAAACGCGUACACAUUCUUCUUUAUACCAGUCACAAUUAACCCAACAACAGGUAUCUCCUCAGCAAGAAUCACAGUUACUGCCUUACCAACUUCUUUGGUAUCUGACCGAACAUUACCUGUCCAAAGCCGCAUCAUUACCUACUGGAUCUUUAGCAAAUUUCCCAAAGUUACCACCACAACAUCAGCAACAUAUUUUAGCUGCAAUUAAGUGCCUGGAAGCCGUGAUCGCGAGUAUUACUAGUGGAAAUUCUUAUAUGCCUCUUGUCGAACUAAAGACGCGUUUCAGAUUGAGUCAAAUUCUAUUCUGGUUUACUGAUAACAUUCGGGAGGCAGAAAGUCAUUUGCAGAAGGCUAUUUUGGUUGCACAGAAGCUAGAUAAUGCCACCGAAAUUAAAUUUAAAAUGAUUGAUCUUCAAUGUAAUAUUCUCAAAAGCACAAAUAAUUUGAAGGCUGCACGGAACCUCAUGAAAUCUAGUGUAGUCGAAGCAAUGGAGCGUAAUAUGCCGGACUGGACUUAUCACUUUCUGUUACAACGUGCGGAAUUUCAUUAUGCUGAAGGCGACUUCAAUGGAUGUUUGUCAAUAUUAAAACAAGCAGAAUCGAUGGCCGAGCAAAGGGGAGAUUAUGAAAUGAAGGCGUGUAUUCUAAUAUCAAUAACACAGUACGCGUCUAUAAGCCAAAACUAUUCAAUAGCACAACAUUCCCUCUCCGAACUUUCAUCGGUCUAUUUUCCAUCACCUUCACAAACCUCCCAAACCUGUCCCGUCUUUCCAAUAUCAAACGAUCAUCUUCGUCUAUAUUAUUCGCUCUUAUUCAUCAUCUUCCAUAUGCAUACGGGAAAUGUGAAAAUUGCCAUCGAAAAAUUGACGGAAGUGCAUCGUGCAUUGGAUCAAAAUCAAAAUGGAAAUUCAUUGGAUGACUUAAAGGGUUAUACUAAAAUACAAAUAUCUGCGGCGCCUACUUCGACCACAACAAUGCUGCCGUAUUCUUCAUCAUCAAACUCGGGAACUCGUAGUUUGUCAGUAUUGGUCCGUUGGCUAUCAAAAGCCGAGAUAUAUACCCUCACAUUUUUAAUUUCUGGUAUAUGCAAUCGAGGUGAUACGGCAUCAUCGAGGGCGACUACAUUUUUAACAGAAGGUUUGAGGAUUGUAGAAAAGGAGAUAAAUUCAAACGAUGACAGCCAUCUACCUGUUCACGAUGCCAUAAAAACAAAGCAAUAUUACGUUGUUUUAAAGGCAUAUAUCUUACAACAUCUCGUUGACAACUACAUACUAAAGUCCAAAUUUGUUGAGGCCGAAAUGACGCUUGCUCAAUUGAUGAAGUGGGUAACAGCUUACGACUUGUGGUCCAAAUUCCGGGUAUCCGUGACUCUCGCACUUGGCAUGUUAAACCAAUGUGUGGGAAAACCUAAUGAAGCCGUCGCACACUAUAUGACAGUUGAGAAGAUUUCCGAUAAUAGGGAAAUACGGGUACUGUCCAAAAUUAAUCGUGCCUUGCUAGUGUUUGGACGCACAAACAAUAGUCAAGGACAGUUACAGGAGGAGAUUGACGCGAUUCUUAAAGAAAUUAACCAAGAAAUGAUUCUUCAAUCAAAUAAUGUUGUGGGCCUCAGAUCUGCCUUACAUCUUCUGGAAGCAUUGGCGUGCAGUGAACUGACACGAACGAGAGAACACCUCCAUGAAUCUCUAAAACUUUCAUCAACGCUAUCAAACCAUCAACUUAAAGCCCUGACACUCUCGGUACUAGGCGCAUUAUUCUGUGCGACUCAAAAUGAUCAGGCCGAAAAAACUUUGGCUGCGUCGUAUCUCUUAUCUAAAAAUUCUGAUAAUAAUUUAGGUUGCCUCAUUGCUGGUCGGCUCUUAAAAGAUAUUUACGCAUACCAAGGGAAACAGACUGCUUAUUCGAAGCAAGUUUCGUAUAACGAUCAGCACGAGUUUGCCGUAUGUAAAUCCUUGACCGAUUGGAAUGAGAAGUCUAGAGUGGUGUUAGACAUUGUAAACAAUGAUGUAAGUAAUAACGUAGACAACAAUGAAUCUGCGAAGGGGUCAACGUCCACAAUACAAAGCAACGCCGGCAAGAGUUCUGGUAUAAAGAAAUUUACGACAGAUUCCGGGGAGAUCUCUAGCGGAUACUCGUGA
Molecule: messenger RNA, 3327 nt
Organism: Acaulospora morrowiae
Lineage: Eukaryota; Fungi; Glomeromycota; Glomeromycetes; Diversisporales; Acaulosporaceae
Source: the annotation of a GenBank genome assembly